This is a messenger RNA of Cordyceps fumosorosea ARSEF 2679, 1455 nucleotides long. RefSeq names its product c-14 sterol reductase. Gene Ontology annotation, biological process: ergosterol biosynthetic process. Gene Ontology annotation, cellular component: endoplasmic reticulum membrane. Gene Ontology annotation, molecular function: Delta14-sterol reductase activity. The coding region runs from base 1 to 1455 and encodes 484 amino acids. The transcript is spliced from 3 exons. The record is from RefSeq and is a predicted model, not a curated record. Lineage: Eukaryota; Fungi; Ascomycota; Sordariomycetes; Hypocreales; Cordycipitaceae.
AUGGCUCCCAACAACCCGAAAAAAAUCGACUAUGAAUUCGGCGGCCCGCUGGGUGCUGCCGCCAUCGUCUUUGGCCUGCCCGUCCUCGUGUAUGCCUUCUUCUUCGCUUGCAACGACGUGUCCGGUUGCCCUGCGCCCGGCCUCUUCAGCCCCCGCGACCUCACCUGGGACGCGCUCAAGGCACAGAUUCCUUGGCCCGAGGAUGGCCUGGCCGGCUUCGUCAGCCUCGAGGCCGCAGGCUGGACGUUGGCUUACUACCUCCUGAGUCUGGUGCUCUUCCGCGUGCUGCCAUCGCAAAAGGUUCUCGGCACGAAGUUGCGCGAGUCCGGCCGCCCGCUGGAUUAUAGCUUCAACGCCUUCUCCUCCACCCUGGUUCAGGUCGCUGCCUGCGCUGUUGGCACCUACAUCUAUGGUGCUGACUUUAUUGUCUGGCGAUGGAUUGAUGACAAUUAUCUGCAGCUGCUCACGGCAAGCAUUAUCUUGUCGUGGUCUAUUUCCAUCUACGUCUAUGUUGCCAGCUUCUCCGUCAAGACUGGCAACAGCCAGCUUCGCGAGCUUGCCAAAGGAGGCCACACCGGGAACCUCAUCUACGACUUUUACAUUGGCCGCGAGCUUAACCCCCGCGUCACGCUACCUCUUUUUGGCGAAAUUGACAUUAAGACUUGGCUUGAGAUGCGUCCCGGCCUGACCGGGUGGCUGCUCCUCGACCUCGCCUUCAUCGCCAAGCAGUACCGCAACUACGGUUACAUCUCUGACAGCAUGGUCUUCGUGACCGCCAUCCAGGGCUACUACGUGCUGGAGGGCCAGUACGCUGAGGCCGGCAUCCUCAGCAUGAUGGACAUCAUCACCGAUGGGCUGGGCUUCAUGCUCACCUUUGGCGACAUUGUCUGGGUGCCGUUUGUCUACUCGACCCAGUGCCGCUACCUCGCCGUAUACCCGACGCACCUAGGCUGGCUGGGAAUGGCCGUUCUCAGCAGCGUCUUCGCCAUCGGGCUCUACAUCUUUCGCGCGUCCAACACGCAAAAGGCCGUCUUCCGCAAGACACCCGACCACCCGAGCGUCGCCAACCUGUCCUACCUGCAAACCAAGCGCGGCACCCGCCUGUUAACGUCGGGCUGGUGGGGGGUCUCGCGCCACAUCAACUACUUUGGCGACUGGAUGCAGUCACUUCCCUUUAGCCUGGCGGCGGGACUGGCCGGCUACGUGAUCCUGCCCUCCGGCGCCAUGGCCGCCGCGGACGUCCUGGGCUAUAGGAUGGCUGAUGGUACAGAGGUCGUGCAGAGUGUUGCGAAGGGAUGGGGCGUCAUCUUUACUGCAUUCCACGCCCUGUACUUUGCGGUUCUCUUGAUUCACCGCGAGGGUAGAGACGACGCUGCUUGCGCGGAGAAGUACGGAGCAGAUUGGGAAAAGUACAAGUCGGUGGUGCGAUGGAAGAUUCUUCCUGGUGUUUACUAA